UGCUUGCUGCUAUGUCCACACCACUGGAGGAUGCUAUGAACACCUUGAUCAGGAUUUUUCAUCACUACUCUGGCAAAGAAGGAGACAGAUACAAGCUCAGUAAAGCAGAACUCAAGGAACUCCUCGCCAGUGAGCUCACUGACUUCCUUUCAGGCCAAAAUGAUCCCCUUCUGGUCGAUAAGAUUAUGAAAGAUCUGGACUCCAAUAAAGACAAUGAAGUGGAUUUUAAUGAAUUUAUGACUCUGGUUGCAGCUUUGACUGUGGCAUGUAAUGAUUUCUUUGAAGAACAACUAAAAGAAGAAGGAUUUUAAAAAUGCUCGAUACAAUCAAUCUCGUCACCACAAAUACAAUGAAGUACGUCUACUUAGCUAGUGCUCAUCAGCAUUUAGUGAAUGCAAACCAUCAUCAGUCAAACUGCUACUGCAAUAAGACACUUACUUAUAGACCAGAUCAGCAACUGGUGUAAGCUGGACCAAAGGCAGCUUACACUGUUUGAGAUCUGGCUUUUAGUAUUCUCAGCCUUUGCACUGCAGGUGUCUGUAACACACACUGAUCAGUUUCCCAGGUCCCAGGCUUGGGGUGGCAGAGCACUUGGCAGGAGUUAAGAUUUCAAUUUUGUAAGUGUCAGUGGAGUGGGAAGUAAAAGGAACAUGAAUGUUGCUUACAUACUUUCUGAAUUGGAAAAUUUGGAAUGAGACAUAAAAUUUGCCAUUUAGUUUUCAGUCAUUCUGUAACAAACAUGCUUCUGCAGGUCACAGAAAGUUGUUUGUUUCUUGCUCAGCUCUGCUUAUUCCAACACCCUUUUUAUUUGCUGCUCCAUACGUCCCUGCACUCUCGUAUUUCAUAUAUGGUCACAGCUGCCUCCCGCCGCCUGAGCAGAUGGUGUUGCUUGCCGUGAUUAUGGGUUCAUUUCCCCCAAUCUCCCCAGCUUCCAUUUUGUUGUGUUGGCAUUGCUGCAUCCCAGUGGUCCACCUCUUUGUUUGUCAUAAAUGAAUUCAUUCAUAUGAUAAAUAAUUCAAAUACAUAGAGGUUUUAGUCAGCAAGCUGCUCUGAGGGCUGUUGGAAGAACUGGGUCUUUAGGGGAAAUGUAAAUGCCUGCUGCUUUCACUAUUCUGGCACCCUUAAGAGGAGAGCUUUUAGAGGACCACUUGUGGUGGAUUUCAUGAUGGGAUCCCAGAGUACAGCUUCAUCAUGUGAGUCAUCUGAUGGAACAAUAAUUUCUUCUUGUGCUGAUCCAACUCCCUGCAUGGAUGUGGUGCAAAAGGGGCAGUGGGACCCCAUGGCCAGACAUGGAGAGAGAAAUGUUUCAGUGUUAACCCACCCUUGGACUGAAAUAAAUGUAUAUCUAGAUUCCUGUUUAAACAUACUUCCAAAUCCCUGCAAAUCCUUAGUGACAGCAUGUCGCAGCUUUUUUCUUGCAUGGAGUGCUCACAUUGUUUAUUUUUGUUUGGUUGGUAAUUUCAAACUGUA
Anas platyrhynchos (mallard) is the source of this 1470-nucleotide messenger RNA. RefSeq names its product S100 calcium binding protein Z (gene S100Z). Gene Ontology annotation, molecular function: calcium ion binding; calcium-dependent protein binding. Lineage: Eukaryota; Metazoa; Chordata; Aves; Anseriformes; Anatidae. The record is from RefSeq and is a predicted model, not a curated record.